CACUCUGGUCAACGGCUCAAACGGUUCUGGAAUGAAUCAUUCACUUCGUAAAGAACAACUUUGUCCGGACGCACUACCUGGGCCAGGCCCUGCCCUCACGUGUGAUAUGCCAAAGGAUAAAAAGAGCGCAAUUUAGUGAGACACACGCACACAGGCAUACACGCGGUGGAUGACAUCACCACAGCGGAAACACGAUAAAUCAGCAUCUUCCCCUUUGUCAGAGUCGAUCGUGAUGCCUCCUCAGCUACAGUCCUCAAACGGGCCUCAGGUUCUGCAGGGUGAGCUGAGCGCCCUCAGUCCGCCCGUCAGGGAGUUUGUGGAAGCCAACGUGACGCUUUGCCAGCCAGAUGCCCUCCACAUCUGCGAUGGCUCCGACGAGGAGAACCGGGCCAUCCUGGCCCAGCUGGAGGAGCAAGGCCUGAUCAAGAAGUUGCCCAAGUACCACAACUGCUGGCUGGCCAGGACGGACCCUCGGGACGUAGCUCGCGUGGAGAGCCGGACGGUGAUCGUGACCCGCGAGCGCCGUGAAACGGUGCCUACGCCUCUGGAGGGUGGCAUCAGCCAACUGGGCCGCUGGAUGUCACCCGAGGAGCUCGACAAAGCUGUCUCCCAGCGUUUCCCCGGUUGCAUGAAGGGUCGCACCAUGUACGUGAUCCCUUUCAGCAUGGGACCCAUUGGAUCGGCGCUGUCCAAGAUGGGUGUGGAGUUGACUGACUCGCCCUACGUGGUGGCCAGCAUGAGGGUGAUGACCCGGAUGGGGAAGGCGGUUCUGGACGUCCUUGUGACCGGCGACUUUGUCCGAUGUCUGCACUCGGUUGGCUGCCCGCUGCCACUUCAAAGGCCUCUGGUGAACAACUGGCCUUGUAACCCCGAGCAGACGCUCAUCGCUCACAUCCCAGAACGCCGGCAGAUCAUCUCUUUCGGGAGCGGAUACGGGGGCAACUCUCUGCUUGGCAAGAAGUGCUUCGCCCUUCGCAUCGCCUCACGCCUCGCCAAGGAGGAAGGCUGGCUGGCAGAACACAUGCUGAUCCUGGGCAUCACCAACCCCGCAGGCCAGAAGAAGUACAUUGCAGCGGCAUUCCCCAGUGCCUGCGGGAAGACCAACUUGGCCAUGCUGAGCCCCACGCUGCCCGGCUGGAAGGUGGAGUGCGUGGGAGACGACAUUGCCUGGAUGAAGUUUGACCACCAAGGUCGUCUGCGAGCCAUCAACCCAGAGAACGGCUUCUUUGGAGUAGCACCGGGCACCUCCGCCAAGACCAACCCCAAUGCCAUGGCCACCAUUGCCAAGAACACCAUUUUCACCAACGUGGCAGAGACCAGCGAUGGAGGAGUGCACUGGGAAGGCAUGGAUGAGUCUCUGCCCCAGGACGUCACCGUUACUUCCUGGAAGAACGAACCUUGGAGCCCGCAAGAUGGAGAACCUUGCGCCCAUCCCAACUCCCGCUUUUGCACUCCGGCUGAUCAGUGUCCAAUCAUCGACCCACUGUGGGAAUCGCCCGAAGGUGUCCCGAUUGAGGCCAUUAUCUUCGGGGGACGCCGGCCUGAAGGUGUGCCACUGGUCUACGAAGCAUUCAACUGGCAACACGGUGUCUUUGUCGGUGCCGCCAUGCGUUCAGAGGCCACUGCCGCAGCAGAACACAAAGGCAAGGAGAUCAUGCACGACCCGUUCGCCAUGCGCCCCUUCUUCGGCUACAACUUUGGUCACUACCUCUCGCAUUGGCUGAGCAUGGCGGAGCGUCCCAAUGUCAAACUGCCCAAGAUUUUCCACGUCAACUGGUUCCGCAAAAGUCCCACCGCUGGUUUUCUCUGGCCCGGAUUUGGCGAAAACAUCCGUGUCUUGGACUGGGUGUUCCGCCGGCUAAAUGGCGAGGCUGGAGCUAGGCUCUCCGCCGUGGGCUAUCUACCGUCCCAUGAUUCCCUAGACCUGGAUGGCCUGAGGGUCCCGGUGGACCUGGACCAGCUCUUUGCUCUGGACCGGGCUUUCUGGCAGAACGAGGCAGAAGAGGUUGCAAAAUACUUUGCCACGCAGGUGAACGAGGACCUGCCUGACGAGGUAGCGAGACAGCUGGAACUCCUUCGGCAGAGAGUGGACGAAAUAUGAAAAGCAAUAAUUGUAGUUAAAGAAAAUUCUUGAAGUUGGGAAUCUUCACUUAGCAUUCUUGGCUAACUCAGAUUGAUUCAAAUUGAUUUGUUUCACUGUGAAUCUUGCUUCAUAGGAAGGUAGUAAUAUAGGUGGCACUCAUGAUAGGUUGCAAUCUGUAGUAUAGAGUUCUAAACAACAGAUUAUAUUUUUUAGGAAAAAAGGUUUUAGAACUGUAACAGAAGUUCUGUAAUCUCACUCAAUGGUUAGCAUUCAGCGCUAACAGCUAAACACUCAAUCAUCAAAGUGUUUGUGCUGCCUACAUUGAUUUGAUGCUAAGCUAUCUUUGAAAAGCAUUCAAGGAACACCUCUCGUUUUACGAAUGACUUAAUUUAUUUUUGUAUUUAUCUAUCCAUUUUACUGAUAUUUGGUGUAAAUCUGAUUUGAAAACAUGUAUCUGUGCUACUGCAAUAAACAUUGAGGAA
Messenger RNA from Syngnathus typhle (broad-nosed pipefish), 2565 nucleotides. RefSeq names its product phosphoenolpyruvate carboxykinase 1 (soluble) (gene pck1). The record is from RefSeq and is a predicted model, not a curated record. The coding region runs from base 170 to 2101 and encodes 643 amino acids. NCBI's taxonomy places the organism in Eukaryota, Metazoa, Chordata, Actinopteri, Syngnathiformes, Syngnathidae. Gene Ontology annotation, molecular function: manganese ion binding; phosphoenolpyruvate carboxykinase (GTP) activity; GTP binding. The transcript is spliced from 9 exons. Gene Ontology annotation, cellular component: mitochondrion; cytosol. Gene Ontology annotation, biological process: cellular response to insulin stimulus; propionate catabolic process; gluconeogenesis.